Molecule: messenger RNA, 494 nt
Organism: Clarias gariepinus (North African catfish)
Lineage: Eukaryota; Metazoa; Chordata; Actinopteri; Siluriformes; Clariidae
Gene: ndufa6
Product: NADH:ubiquinone oxidoreductase subunit A6
Exons: 3
Coding region: 43-426 (127 amino acids)
Biological process (GO): response to oxidative stress
Source: RefSeq, a predicted model, not a curated record
AAGAAGAAGCGGAAGCCGGAAGUGCUGGUUGUCGGAGUAAAGAUGGCGUCGUGUGCUGCUGCUCGGACCGCCGGGGCCGCGCGCGCCGUGAAGCCGAUCCUCAGCCGCGAUGUGGACGAGGCCAAGCGGCGCGCGAGGGAGCUGUACCGGGCCUGGUACCGGGAGGCACCGAACACCGUGGCGACGUAUCAGCUGGACAUCACGGCACGUCAGGCACGAGACAAAGUGAGAGAGAUGUUCAAUAAGAACAAACACGUCCGGGACCCGCGCGUCAUCGACAUGCUCGUCAUCAAGGGUAAGAUGGACUUGGAGGAGACCAUUAACGUAUGGAAACAGAAGACUCACAUCAUGCGCUACUUCCACGAGUCGGAGGCGCCACGUCCCACUGACUUCCUGUCUAAGUUCUACAGCGGAAAUGACCCUUGACCUGUUUGUAACCCUUAACCUCAUUACCUUUUCUGAUUCUGAACUGUAAAUACACUGCGUUACGCUCA